CAGCGAUCACAGGGCUCGAUCAAGAAAUGAACAAGCAGCAGCAGUUGUGCUAAAAAAUGCGAUUCUGUCGUCUAUGUUUUGCUAUAGUUUCUUCGCUCUUUCUUUGUAAAUAGUUAGAAGCUAAAAUUGUAAACAAUAUCUGCAACGCUGGGUUCCACAUAUAUACAGCUUCAUAUGGACCCAUCGUCCAUAAUAACACAAGUUCCAAAGUCGCAAAGUGAGCAAGAAUGUAAUGGAGAACCGGUAGCAGAUUUCAACGAAAAAGAAUUAUGCACUAAUCGAAAGAAGAUUCGAAACAGAGGACUUCUCUCAUCACUGUUUUGCUGUUUUGGAGGACGUGGUGAUCCAGCAAGUGCAUUUGUGAGCACAAGCCUAAAUCCGCCUGAAGAAAGUAUUAACCAUAAUCAUUACUCUAUCACAAAAAGUUAUGAAAGUGAACCAGAAGAAGAAAAUGCAAAUGAGCCACAGCUUGAAGAGGUAAAGUACCUCUUGCCCCCACUGAGGAAUGGUGACAAGAAGAAAUGCAUUGUUAUAGAUUUGGAUGAAACACUUGUCCACAGUUCCUUCAAGCCAGUUCGUGAUGCUGAUUUUAUUGUGCCAGUUGAAAUUGAUGGCAGUAUACACCAGGUGUAUGUUCUGAAACGGCCACAUGUUGAUGAGUUCCUAAAGCGAAUGGGAGAAUUGUUUGAAUGUGUUCUAUUCACCGCAAGUCUUGCAAAGUAUGCAGAUCCGGUUGCUGAUCUUUUGGACAGAAAUGGGAUUUUUGCUGCUCGUCUUUUUCGAGAAUCCUGUGUGUUCUACAAAGGGAAUUAUGUUAAGGAUUUAAGUAGACUUGGCCGUGAGUUAGGAAAAGUUGUAAUCAUCGAUAACUCUCCAGCUUCGUACAUUUUUCAUCCCGACAAUGCGGUACCCUGUACCUCAUGGUUUGAUGACAUGUCAGACAGAGAGUUGUUGGAUUUAAUACCGUACAUCGAGUCUCUCAAUGCCGUCGAUGACGUAGUUGUCUCCAUUCGAAAUAACCGCAAUAGACGCUUUGUUGACAUCGCCAACUCGGACGAGGAUGGCUAGAGAUCGAAGUGAAGUCUAUCUGGUUUUUUAAAUUCAAAUUGUGAUCAGUUUAUAAUUGUCUUGACGUAUUGGACGCUGAUGAUUUCUCGGAGAGAAGUCUCAAACACACGCGAAUGCUUAGAGAAAAAUUGUGGAAUAUUUCAAUGGGAUUUGUAUUCUACUUUUGAUAAUGUACAGUUUGGUAAGUUUGUAUCGCCGAAAGAUUUUAUUUUCAUAAUUUUAUUUUAUACCGUUUUUUAUAGAUUUCUAUAUGCUAAAUUGUUCCAUUUAGAUUAAAUGUAUAACUAUAUAAAGGCAUGCCAGGUUUCAAAUCCAGGUUUCAAGACUGGGAAAGAAACGAACAAAAACUGGAGAAUUUGGUCAUUUUUCUCCGAACUCCUUUUCGCAGCCCUCAUAAAACAUUUUUGUCUUUUGCUUAUAUAGUGCUUCUUCUGGAUAAGCAAAAUGUAUUGUUGUUUUGGAUUCGUGCUUGAUGUGCCUAAAAAAUCGUCAUUUGUGUUUUGGAAAUUGAAUUUUGUGUUGUUAGUUACAGGGACGUUAUGCUCAUUUUAAAUUUGUCUUAGUCUUACAAUGUAAUUAAGCACAUAUCGAAUUAAGCUCUUAGAUACAGGAUUGUGUUCAGAUAUCGAGAAUGAUCAAAGCGAGGUUCUGUUGUCCUUUCGCAAACGAGAUCAAACCUACAAUGUUUGGUUUUUGGAAGCCUUGCAGAAUUUACUGCUGUUGAUUGGCGAAAAGGACAAAACAAGGGCCCUCACGGUUCCAAACAACCGUGUACCUUUGACCGUUCAGGUUACUGAACUCUGCAGGUUGAUUGUUCUAUAUUUUGCAGUUUUUCCUGUGGUUACUUGUAUUUAUCAGCAAUAAUUUAGCAUAUUGCCAUGAAUUUAUAGUCAUUCCAGAGAAUUUGACCGUCUAUAGUUUUGUGCUGUUGAUGUUUCUCGAUCUUGUUUUGCAUUGAAGUAUUGAAACUAUUAGCAGGUCACAGUAGAAGCAACCUUUCCCAAUGGUAAACAAGCGUUUGAUGUAAAUAGACUGUCAUUUGCUUUUAGUUUCUCAUCUUCAGCAAAUAUACUAGAAUCAUGCAUAGAUGUAUUUUAACUGCAGACAAUGCUCCUUUACCCGCUGUGUGGUCCCAGUGAUCGGUAGGAUUUCAACCUCAAUGAAAAUAUGUUUUUGUUCGUGAGGCGACUGAAACUUAAGGAAACCUGUUAAAGGAAUCUGUCAUUUGAUUUUGGCGUUUUCCAAAACUGGAAACUUGGCUCUUCCUUUAAAUAACUUAAUAUGAGUUGAUACUUGUCAAAUAUCAAAGAGAAUUUGGAAUCCGAAAUGUUAACAAAAUUGCAGAUUUCCCAUUCAAUGGUGAAAGCACUAUAGCCUGGUUAACGGCAAAUCAAAUGUCCGUUCUGAUGUUUUUGCAUACUUUUUUAUCCAGUUAAAUCGAGUUAAGUGUAUUUAGUAUGAUAGAUAUUGCAUUGAUAUUCCAAAUAAAUCGUCUUUCAUGAGGGUGGAUUGGUCUAUUCUGGUUAUGUUUUUUGUGUAUACUCCGCCAUAUCUUUUAUAUCGGCAAUGAAUAUGGGUUGUGUGCAAAUGAAAUUACCGUAGAAAAUCGGAAAGGCGCACUACGCCACGAAAGCACACAGUGUUUUCUUUUGUCCGGUGAAAUCUUCUUUUUUAGCAUUUAUAAAUCAUAAAGAUUAAUCGCCUCUUCCUCUUCUCCCAAGAGUUCCUUCCACCCAAAAUCAAUAAUAAGAGUAUCCUUAAUGUUUGCAAAAAUGGCAGUCUCUCUAUUUCUGUCGUAGAAAAACAUCUUUGUCAACGUAAAAAUUUGUAAAUCUUUUGGUUAAUUGCACUAUAUCAUAUAAUAAAGGAUAGAAACGUAUUAUUGUGUUUGUGACUCAAAAUUGUACGAAGCGCGAAGAUUUAUGUUAACGACUGGUUGUCUGUUUUUGAACAAAGAUUUUGUAAUGAAAUAUCUGGAAAGUCCCGAAUGUCAAUUGUAAAUUAUCCUUAGCUUUCUAUACAGUUGCUCACUAUUAAUUAGCAUAUCGAGCCGUUCUUGUCCAAUAUGAAACCUUUGUAUUCAAAUAACCAUUUCUAAUUAGAAAAUUUUCUGUAUUUUAAAAUGUGAAUUGCUUUCAUAUGGAAACACAAUUGUCAUUUUCAAUUUUUGUACUAUUUUUAAGAUUGUAAAUUAUCAGGAUACAUCACGUGUU
Messenger RNA from Rhopilema esculentum, 3281 nucleotides. RefSeq names its product carboxy-terminal domain RNA polymerase II polypeptide A small phosphatase 1. NCBI's taxonomy places the organism in Eukaryota, Metazoa, Cnidaria, Scyphozoa, Rhizostomeae, Rhizostomatidae. Gene Ontology annotation, molecular function: RNA polymerase II CTD heptapeptide repeat phosphatase activity. The record is from RefSeq and is a predicted model, not a curated record.